ACGAUGUUUAGCAAUCGUCGAUCGUAAAGUCUCGUAAGAUUUUCUGAAAAACCGUAGUAAUGUCACAUUCGAGUGGAAAUAUUGUAAAUUGCGCGUAAGCAUCGAUGGCAGUAUGAUCGGCGACACAAUUAAUUAGCAACAUUUUUCAGUGUCCGUGAUCAAUACUAGUGGACAAUGAUGAAAAUCGGCUUUGUUGGUGGUGGGAAAAUGGCUCAAGCCCUGGCCAAAGGCUUCAUCAAAGCAGGCUUAUCGAAAGGAGAAAUGAUGCUUGCUAGUUGCCUUCCAACCGACGAAAUCAGCAUAAAAGGAUUCCAGGAAUUAGGAUCAAAAACAGUCUUCUCAAAUCCAGAAGUGGCUAAAUACGGCGACAUAUUGGUUUUGGCUGUAAAACCACAAAUCGUGCCACUAAUUUUACCAGAACUGAAGGAGUGCUUUCGAAGCAAAAAGAAGCUGCUCCUAUCUAUAGCAAUGGGAGUCUCUUUAAAAACAUUAGAAAAUAGCCUACCGGAGGGCACGCCAAUCGUCAGGGUCAUGCCGAACAUACCGGCGGUGGUGGGUUGCGGCGCGACGGUCUACGUACGGGGCAAACACGCCAGCGAAAAGGACGCGGAGAUCGCCAGGAGGCUCUUCUCCGCGGUUGGCCUCUGCGAGGAGGUACCCGAGAGCAUGAUCGACCCGAUCACGGCCCUCGCCGGCUCAGGACCCGCUUACAUUUACAUGGUAAUUGAAGCAAUGGCCGACGGUGCUGUGAAGAUGGGACUACCGAGAGACCUCGCCUACAAGUUGGCAUCCCAAACUGUCCUGGGCGCCGGUACGAUGGUUCGAGAGACAAACAUUCAUCCAGGCCAAUUAAAGGACGACGUUUCCUCACCUGCAGGCUCAACGAUAUCAGCGAUUCACAGUUUAGAAAAAAAUGGUUUCCGAGCAGCUCUGAUGGACGCUGUCGAAACAGCUACGCUCAGAUGCCAAGAAUUUUCAUCGAAAGAAUAAUAUUGACAAUAUAUAGUUGAGUACGAUAUUUGAAAUUAUUGAAUUGACAUCAUUUUC
Molecule: messenger RNA, 1047 nt
Organism: Ceratosolen solmsi marchali
Lineage: Eukaryota; Metazoa; Arthropoda; Insecta; Hymenoptera; Agaonidae
Product: Pyrroline-5-carboxylate reductase-like 2
Exons: 6
Coding region: 175-990 (271 amino acids)
Biological process (GO): L-proline biosynthetic process
Molecular function (GO): pyrroline-5-carboxylate reductase activity
Source: RefSeq, a predicted model, not a curated record